This is a messenger RNA of Stegodyphus dumicola, 889 nucleotides long. RefSeq names its product diuretic hormone receptor-like. Gene Ontology annotation, biological process: adenylate cyclase-modulating G protein-coupled receptor signaling pathway; cell surface receptor signaling pathway. Gene Ontology annotation, molecular function: diuretic hormone receptor activity; G protein-coupled peptide receptor activity; peptide hormone binding. The record is from RefSeq and is a predicted model, not a curated record. Gene Ontology annotation, cellular component: plasma membrane. NCBI's taxonomy places the organism in Eukaryota, Metazoa, Arthropoda, Arachnida, Araneae, Eresidae.
AAAAAAAAAAAAAAAAAAAAAAAAAAAAACAAAAAAAAAAAAAAAAAAAAAAAAAAAAAAAAAAAAAAAAAAAAAAAAAAAAAAAAAAAAAACACCCUACAAAAACUGUGAAUCAGAAUACUAGAAACAAUAAUUUAAAGAUCCAGCAAAAUGCUAGAAGAAGCGGAAGUUUCCAACAAAGGGCACAAUGGUACGACAUUGGACAAAAAUUUCUUUGAGGAUAUAUCUUCUUUAGAGGAAGCUGACUGCUAUUUGGACUUUUUAUCGCAGCCUUACCCUCAUACUGGAAAAGGCGGCGAAAUCUACUGCAAUAGCACAUGGGAUGGUAUAUCAUGCUGGCCAACGACACCAGCAGGCACUGUUGCUAGUGUACCAUGCUUCGCUGAAUUUAAUGGCGUCCGUUAUGAUACUAAUAGUAAUGCAAGCAGAUAUUGCCUAGAAAAUGGAACUUGGUCAUCAUGGUCCAACUACCGAUCUUGCAAACCAUUGACACUUCAUGAAGAUGAGUUCUUUCAGGUGCUAUGGGAUAUGAAGGAAGCCGCUACUAUUUACUAUGUAGGUUAUGGCAUUUCGCUUGUUGCAUUAAGUCUGGCUCUUCUAGUUUUCUUCCAUUUCAAAGAUCUACGAUGUUUGCGAAAUACCAUCCACACUAAUUUGAUGAUAACCUAUUUGCUCAUUGAUAUAACAUGGAUUUUGACAGCUACCUUGCAAUCAAAUCCUCAGCCUACAGCGGCCAAAGUGUCUUGUUUCCUUGUGAUUUUGCUCACUUAUCUGAUGGCAACCAAUUUCUUUUGGAUGUUCGUGGAAGGUCUCUACCUCUACAUGUUGGUGGUAAAGACAUUUUCCAUUGACAAGAUCCAAUUCAGGACAUACGUCGCCAUUGGAUGGG